UUGACGAGAGGGCGCCCGGGAAGGCAUGGUCUUAGCUGGCCCACGCGGGCACGCCGGCUCCCGGGCAGGGCGCCCCCCGCGGGACUCCUCCCGGCCUCCUGUCUGCAGAGCCCUGGCCGAGGAGGGCGGUGGCCGCUGCCUGUUUGCGCCCUGCGCAGGAGAGGGCAGGACCUGCCGGAGGCGCAGAGUGAAGACCAGGGGCCCGGCCCGGGAAGAUGGCCCACUACGGGAGGUGCCUGGACACCGCGAGGGAGCAGCUCGGCAAGUUCAAGGCCAGCAAGGACAGCCUGGAGCAGUUCCUGGAGGCCGCGGCCAGCUCCCUGCAGGCAGGCGCCCAGCCCUCCCCACCCCCAGCUGCCUUCCUCCCGCCUGCCGGGCCCCCCACCCCUGGCCACGUGGCACGCCUGCCCCAGGAAUGCCCUCAGACCACCUUCUGCACCAGUGGAGGUCCAGCUGCCGAGGCCGCUGGCCUCCCAGGACGAGACCCCCGACCUGGGAAGCACGGGGCCUCCCGUGCGUGGCGUCCGGCUCCGAGCGGGCGCCACAGCUGGCCGAGCCCCAGCCCGGCGGGGACCGGGGCGCCCAGCACCCUCCCUGAGCCGCCUCUGCCCACCCCAGUGAUCUGCUACCUGGCGGCCUUCCAGCUGGAGGAGCUGGGCUUCCCGCUCUUCUGCCGCAUCGUCAAGACCCAGCCCCUGAGCAAAGUGUGCCCGGAAGGGCCCUCCGUGGCCUCUCCCCCUUUGUCUCCCAGAUGGCAGCCGGAGGUCCAGGAGUUCAUCAGCCAGCUGGAGGGGCUGCUGACCCAUCAGACCCCUCUUUCCAACGCCAAGGCCAAGGUCACAGAGCCCAAGGAGUUCAGCCUGACGGCGCCCAGGCCCCGGGCCAUCCCCAUGCCUGAGCCAGUUCCCGACAUGGCCAAGCCGAGACCGGUGGGUGCAGGGCCGUGCGGGCCAGCGGCGGGGCGGCGGGUGCGCUGGCCGAGGCCGGGAGCCGUGGUGGCCCCUGGGGCCCCGGGGGGUCGCACCCUCCGAGCCCAACUGCCCUGCCAGAGCGCACAGCCCCGGGGCUGCCCAUGUGCCCCAGCAGGGCCUUGGGAGAUGGCCGAACAGGUGCAGGAGGAGAUGGGCGAUGGACAGGUGGAGGACGAAGGGACUGGCGACGGUAGGCGGUGGGUGGGCGACAGGCCCGGGCGGGGCAGCAGGGCGCGUGCCAGGCCCCGUCACCCGCAGGACUCCAAGAAGCCACAGCUCCAACUGCCACCCCGGAUCCGCAGGACUCCCACACUGACCUUCUUCAGGCCUAACGCUGCCCCGGUCAAGCUGAACACCGCUGCCAUCCUGCGGGAAGGGGCCCUGUACCAGCAGCAGGUGGAGAGAGAGCUGCAGAGGGUCGACAAGCUGGUGGACGGGGCCGGGGACUUCUCCGAGUUCCUCCUGUGGCAGAAGAGGAUGCAGGCCAAGGGCCGGGAGGAGCAGCUGGCGGCCAGCGAGUGCCGGCGGCUGCAGGGCCAGCUCAGCCACGAGGAGGCCGCGCUGGCCCGGCAGCGCCUGGUGCUGGAGAACAGGCGGAAGGCGGACAGGAAGAAGGAGGAGGUGGGCGGCGCGGCCGGGCGUGUCCCCGGGGGGCCCGGACUCCAGGGCCCCGCCCAGGUCCCGGGGUACGGCCUGGAAGGGGAGAUGUCCCUGGUGGAGCUGCGCGAGCGGCUGGCCCUGCUCAAGGAGACCCAGCGGCUGCAGGAGGAGGAGAAGCGGGACCAGAUCGUGCGGGACAAGCGAGCCAGGGCCCGGGAGCUGCAGGACGCCGCCCAGCGGAUCUCCCUGUGCCGCGCGGCCAUGGGGAGGGCAGCCGCCCUCAGGUACCCGGGGGUGGGGCCGGGCAGCGCCUGCCUCUGCAGCCCCGGGCUGGCGGGCUGGCUCUGCUCCAACCCCCAAGUCCUCCCGGCCUCCCCCUCCCGCCUCCCCCCUGCACCUGACAUCUCAGGCAAGUUCCCAGCAGGUGGAAAGGGUCAAAGGGCAGCGAAGCUCCUCUGCCCUGCGCGCGCGUUUGCCCGCCUGGCACCAGGCACGAUACCCCCAACACUGUGGGCUGCUCCCCUGAUGGGGCUCUCAGGGGCAGGGGCGGCUGCAAUCGAGGGCGGCUUGUCCCAGGCCUUGGGGAUCCUAGGCGAGGCCUAG
Molecule: messenger RNA, 2174 nt
Organism: Condylura cristata (star-nosed mole)
Lineage: Eukaryota; Metazoa; Chordata; Mammalia; Eulipotyphla; Talpidae
Gene: CFAP99
Product: cilia and flagella associated protein 99
Exons: 10
Coding region: 216-2174 (652 amino acids)
Source: RefSeq, a predicted model, not a curated record